AUGGGUUUGACACGAUCCGUCGCUUCUUUCGGGUUGGUGACCGAUCUACUUCAACAACUUAUCGAUGCCGGCGCAGACACUCGCCUGAUUGUGUGUGGGACCAAGGCCGAGUUGCUCAUACAAUUAUCUUGGGCUAUACGGGCACAACAUGCUGAUUCAAAUGCCGCACCGCGCCAUGAUCUGCUCACCAAGACCAUUGGACUACUAGCAAACUCAAGCAGAAUUCAACUGGCGUUCUGUCCAUCUGUCGAAAGUCUCCGAGCAUACCUUGCAGUUCUCAGACCAGUCGAUACUCCACACUAUGAUUCUGAGCCAGAAAGAAGCCGAAGCAACCCGUUGCUCGUCAUCCUCGACAUGGUAGCCUUGCAUGUCCCCACUAUAGAGUUCUCUGCGCAGGGACUGUCGAGGUCAUUUGCAGCUUCGGUCGAGUCUGCUUCACGGGCCAACGUGGACCUGAUGCUCUGCGAGUGUACCAAUGCCGUGGACACUAUGAGCCCCUACUGGGGAGACAAACUAUGGGAUACGCAAGUGCCUCUACUGAACGGCUCAGUCCGUUUGCGCGGCGAAGAAGGGACCUGGGGUGGACGGGGUGUGCCCAUAAAGCAAGUUGCACAACGCUGGUUCGAAUUCGACCGAGGCAUGCAUGAAGAGAUAUGA
This is a messenger RNA of Penicillium daleae, 657 nucleotides long. RefSeq lists its product as uncharacterized. The record is from RefSeq and is a predicted model, not a curated record. The transcript has a single exon. Bases 1 to 657 code for a protein of 218 amino acids. NCBI's taxonomy places the organism in Eukaryota, Fungi, Ascomycota, Eurotiomycetes, Eurotiales, Aspergillaceae.